AUAUACUGCCAGCAGAUGGCGUUACUCACGGGAAGACAAGUUGCCCUAAGUAUAAAAGACGUUUCUAGAUCUUGAUCUAAUUGUGUUUACUUCUGUGGACAUUGUUAAUCUCUUCGCUCCACGACUGUUUGUUUUAAAGUCAAUGAUCAUGUCAACUGUGAGUACACUCUCUCUAGCCUCAGUGUUGAUUGUGGUUUUGUGUAUCGCAGGCUUUACAGAUGCGUCGAGAACCAAGCGGGGCUUAAAUGCCUUAAGGAUGGCGAUCAACACUUAUACUGCGCGGUCUGCAUUGGAUUAUAACAACUAUGGAUGCUAUUGUGGAGCAGGUGGUGGCGGCAGAAUCAUGGACGCAGUGGACAGGUGCUGUUACGCUCAUGAUAGGUGCUACGAAAGUGUUUACAAUUCCUGCCGUCGUUCUGCCCAGUUCAUAUUUACACGUAUUUAUUGUAGCCAUGGCUCUUGCACUUGCGAAGAUAGACGUGGCACUUGUGCAUUUAAGGCUUGCACCUGUGAUGUCCUGUUCGGCCAAUGCUUGAGAGGUAAACCUUACAACAGAGCUAACAAAGGCAACUGCCCAGACGACUGAAGGCAACCAAAAGUUCUGAAGAGUGCAACACGUUGAAGCUGGACGACUGUCACGUCUCACGUAAACUAGAAUCUUUGAAAUAAAAGUUUUCAAAAUAUU
Biomphalaria glabrata is the source of this 685-nucleotide messenger RNA. RefSeq names its product acidic phospholipase A2 E-like. Gene Ontology annotation, biological process: phospholipid metabolic process; lipid catabolic process; arachidonate secretion. The coding region runs from base 143 to 586 and encodes 147 amino acids. Lineage: Eukaryota; Metazoa; Mollusca; Gastropoda; Planorbidae. The transcript is spliced from 5 exons. Gene Ontology annotation, molecular function: phospholipid binding; calcium ion binding. The record is from RefSeq and is a predicted model, not a curated record.